Molecule: messenger RNA, 1254 nt
Organism: Aspergillus neoniger CBS 115656
Lineage: Eukaryota; Fungi; Ascomycota; Eurotiomycetes; Eurotiales; Aspergillaceae
Product: intradiol ring-cleavage dioxygenase
Exons: 3
Coding region: 173-1162 (329 amino acids)
Biological process (GO): catechol-containing compound metabolic process
Molecular function (GO): ferric iron binding; catechol 1,2-dioxygenase activity
Source: RefSeq, a predicted model, not a curated record
CGGAAAUGUGGGGUGUCCCCGCAGUCAACAUAUAGAAGAGUAACACCCCCCCACCAACCCAUCUCCAUACCCAUUGCAAUUGUGCCUCUUCCUCUUCCCAAUUGCAACCUCACCACUUCCCUAAACAAACACAUCAACAGAAGAAGAAGAAAACAGGGAGUGAAAAGACAAAAUGGACCCCAGCAAAGUGAAAAUCCCCCCAAUGAAAGACCUAACGGUCGACAACAUCACCGAGAACGUGAUCCGAAUCAACUCCCUCUGCGAAGACGAACGACUAAAAUACAUUCUCGAGCGACUCGUCACACACCUUCACGACUUCGCAAGAGAAACCCGUCUUAGCACGGAUGAGUGGAUGACCGGGUUGAGAUUCCUCACGGAAGUAGGAAAGAUUUGCUCGGAUGUUAGACAGGAAUAUAUCCUACUAUCAGAUAUCCUCGGCCUCUCCAUCCUCGUCGACUCCAUCGACCACCCCAAACCCCCCAACAGCACCGAAGGCACCGUGCUGGGCCCAUUCCACACGCACGACGCCGAGCCCCUCACCCCGGGGGCCAGCAUCAGCCACGAUCCCGCCGGCGAGCCCCUCCUCGUCGUCUGCACGGUGAAGGAUACCCACGGGAAGCCCGUCAAGGACGUGAAGAUCGAUAUUUGGGAGACGGAUUCGACGGGCCAUUAUGAUGUGCAGUAUCCUGGGAGAGAUGGACCUGACGGUCGAUGCAUCAUGACUUCUGAUCAGGAAGGAGUGUUCUGGUUCAAGGCUAUUACGCCCGUUCCGUACCCGAUUCCGCAUGAUGGGCCGGUUGGGAAGUUGUUGAAGUUGUUGGGGAGACAUCCGUAUCGCCCGAGUCAUAUGCAUUUUAUGUUUGAGAAGGGGGGGUUUGAUCAUUUGAUUACGGCGCUGUAUCUCCGUAAUGACCCCUAUGAGACUUCUGAUGCCGUCUUCGGGGUCAAGGAUUCGCUGGUCGUGGAUAUUGGUAAGGCUGGGCCGGAGUAUGCGGCCAAGUAUGGGGUUUCGGAGGAUCAUGCCCUGCUUACGUAUGACUUUGUGUUGGUGAGUGAUGAGGAGACGAGUGAGUUGAGGGCGAGGAAUUCCAAGGAGGCGUUGGAUAAGUUGGGGAGGAAGGUCAAGAUUGUUAACGGGUUGCCGGUGCCGGAGUUGGAUUGAUUUUCUUUUUCCUUUCUUUGGUAUGGUCUGGGUCAUGUAAUUGAUAAGUGUCAUGUGAAUGUAUUCUUUAUUAGGUAUAUACAUCAUUCGUU